Messenger RNA from Aedes aegypti (yellow fever mosquito), 2712 nucleotides. RefSeq lists its product as uncharacterized. Bases 411 to 1511 code for a protein of 366 amino acids. The transcript has 2 exons. Lineage: Eukaryota; Metazoa; Arthropoda; Insecta; Diptera; Culicidae. The record is from RefSeq and is a predicted model, not a curated record.
GUGUAUUCGACAGAAACUCAGAAAUUAGGGCACUCGUCGGAAAGCAACCUUACCACACGCGACAAACACGUUAUAAAAACUUAGUCAUUUUGGGUAGAAGAGGGAAAAAAAUAACUGUAUCUAAACUGCCAAAAAUAUUAUAUAACGUGUUUUUUAAAGUUGUAGGAAUAUUUUCUUGUUUUGUUUAUUUGCAAAUCACAGAAAGAAACACAUUUCUAGAGUUAAACUAACAACUUUCAUUUUUUUUUUCUCGGCUGGGUAAGUAUUAUUUUAAGUCGCGUGAAAUACAAUUAGCGUGCAUAUGUUUAUACACACGUCACUCACAAAUUUGGAUGUUGUUUGUUGAUAGUUUUGUUCGCAGUAAAACAGUAUUUAUCUUGGAAUCUUUGUAAAGCAGUAAAUAUUUCGGAAUGGAAGAACUAUAUGAAUACGAAGAAUAUUUGGACGAUGAAGAGGAAAACGAUCCAGAUCCACUGGCCGGUGUGAAUACGGGAAUCGAUACGAGAGUAUUUAGUUUUGAUGGCGAGCUAGGAUUGGGACCGAUGACUGACGAUAGAGAAGAGGACGUUGUAUCUGAAGUAUCUUCAGGAAACGGUGAAGAAAAGUCUCUCGGCGAAUUUGUAUUUUCAUUCACUGGAAUAUUUUGUCGGCGACUCUACCGUAGUCAACAACGUCCGAAAGAGAAAGGAAGAGCGUUUGUGAAUGGUAACUCAGUUGAUGAAGUUAUCGAAUCAAUCUGGGCGCAAUCUAAAGACUUGGUGGAUCGAAAAGUCACUUUUGAAAACGACGUUCCUAGUUGGGCAGAGAAGAUCGAACCAACCAUCGAGGAUAUCCAGGAGUUUGUACAACUGCAGGACGAGGUAAAGAGGAAACUUUAUACAACAAGUGUUCUAACACCCCGACUGUUGAGGAACUGGCGAAACAAAUGUGUAAAAGUGUUUGUAUACGCAUUCUCAACUAGCGUCGAAACAGCGGGCCAAUAUCAGCAAAUAUCCAAAAAAUUAUUGGCCCCUGCCAAUCCAGAUCGAGCAGGAGCCCAUUCUACCAGAGAUGAUGCUGCGUUGGCUGAUGAACUACGUAGGAAUCAUUGCCACCUCGAAGGUCAUCAGAGUUCAUGGCUACUAUGGGCCAAUUCUAUCAAUUCAUCUCCAGCACAUAAGCAAGAGGCUUUGAAAAAAGCCGAAUCUCCUCCUAUCGAGCUUUCGAAGUAUUUUCGAUGGUCCGCUGUAUCCGAAGCAGCUCGUUUACAGUCUGUUCACCGGGGAAUGGUUGUAGCUCAGACAUCUAAUUUGGCCUGGUGCCGUGAACUGGAUGACUUGAAGACCGAAGUGUCACUUGGAAUCUCAAUUUUCCAAGGGGUGAUGCGAAAACUGGAAGCCAUGACUAUCAGAGGAAAUACCGAGUCGGAACUGUUCAGUGCCAUGGAAUCUGCCACUCGCCCGGAAGAAACUACUUUAAGUCACUCUUUGGCUGAUCAAGUAAUGGACUGCGAGGAUAUUGACCAUGUGUAGAAGCAAUAUGUAGAGAAAGACAUUUUGUGAUACGUACGUAAUAAGUUUGUUUCUUCUUCAAUUUUCUUUUAUCAACAGUUAUGUUUGAAUAAACGUUUCAUAAAAGCUGAUUUAUUGUGUUUUCAACUCAUACAAAAAAGUUAUCUGGGGUGUACAUUGAAAUCCAUGUAUUUUGGAUCCUGACUUAAACCCUUUUCUGGGAGAAAGACGCCCCCAGCCAUAUACCCACAGUUUUCGAACAGAUUGCGACAGGGAUACACUUUGAAAUAAUUCAUGGAAUCACAAACUUCCUCUAGUAUCGACGCGUUUUCUUUAUGGUAUCUCUUGAGAUGUUUCUUAAUUAAUCCAAAUACAACCUCUAUAGGAUUAAAAAAUGGACAGUAAGCAGGUAAGAAGAUGGGUAUGACACCAAUUGACCUUAGGUAACGGAUUAUGUGGGGAUCACAAUGGAUCCGUGCUCCGUCUAGAAUCCAGAUUGAGUGGAACCCUGGAUAGUUUUGAACAAGGUUGUUUUUCAGUGCAAACUUACGGCAGCAGUCAAAAAAUUUUAUCCUGUUAAACGUUCCUUCCGUCCAAAAACUAUCCAGCAUUCCACCCAAUCCUAGAAAACAUAGAAGUGAAACCCUAGGCUUUCUUGAAAACUCUCCACGAUAGAUAAGUUUUUGACCGACAACUCCAUACCCCUUCCUGCGUAGCAUGUCCUUGUUAUCGAACGAAACUUCAUCCAGGAAAACUAAAUUAUACAAAUCCCAUCGAAUGGCGAGCAAUUCCUGAACGAAUCUCACUAUUUCCGAGUCUCGUAUUUGUAUAGCCCGUCGUUCAAUAGUUUUCCAACUGAGCCCGGCUUCAUGUAGGAUAGUACAAACCGAUGAAACGCUUAUUGAAAUUUGAAAAUGCUGUUGAAAUUUUUGUCGAGCUUCAUCGAGAAACAGGAUUGGUUCCUUCCGGUAGAGAUUUACGAGCCAUUCUCUCUUCUCGAGGCAGAAUUUUCUGUAUAUCUGUUUGCGUUGUUUUCUGCGGAACACUCCAUCUCGUUCGUAUCGUCCAAUCCAAUCGUAGAUGGUAGAAAUGGCCUUUCCGUAAAUCUCAGCCAAAUUUCUUGCCGAUAUUCCGAGAAAAUAAUAGCCAUAAAGAGCAUGAUACACUGUGUUGGUACUGGCGUGUUGAUGCCGGACGUUGUGUAUAAUAAGAUUUGCCAUUU